AUGGCAUCCCUCUCAAUUCGCGACAUCGCCCCCCUCUCCAACAACAGCACCUCCGUACCAAAACUCGGCUUCGGCGUAUACCAACUCUACGGACAAUCCUGCCAAAAAGCCGUUCUGGCCGCCCUAGAAGCAGGCUACCGCCACAUCGACUCAGCACAACUAUACCGAAACGAAUCCGACGUAGGAGCAGCCAUUCACGAGUCCUCCCUCAAACGAGAAGACAUCUUUCUAACCACCAAGAUUCGUCAAUCGGCAGGAUCUGCUGAAAAGUCAUACCAAAGCUGUCUAGAGAGCAUUGAGAAAAUUGGCGGCCAGGGAGGCUACGUUGACUUGUUCCUGAUUCACAUCCCCGGCACGGGCCGAGAGUCCAGGGAAGAGCUAUGGGGAGCGUUGGAGAAGCUGUACGCCGAGGGGCGAGCCAAGGCCAUUGGCGUGAGUAACUAUCGGCCGCAGCACAUCGAGGAGAUGAGGGAGUAUGCAAAAGUUUGGCCGCCGCACGUCAAUCAAAUUGAGCUUCAUCCGUGGUGUCAGCAACGAGAAAUCGUGCAAUACUGCCAGGAUAAUAACAUUGUUGUCGAGGCAUACAGUCCACUCUCGUGUGGCGAUCACUUGAACGAUCCGACGUUGGCUGCCGUGGCUGACAAGUACAAGAAGUCACCGGCUCAGGUUCUGAUUCGAUUUGCCCUCCAGAAGAACUGGAUUCCCUUACCCAAGAGCGGUAAUCCCGAGAGAAUCAGGCAGAAUGCCGAUGUGUUUGACUUUGCGCUGAACGAUGGGGAUAUGCAGGUCUUAGAUGGGCUUGAUCGCGGAAAGGCGGGAGCUUUGUUCCCCGCCAACGUGAAAUAA
Pochonia chlamydosporia 170 is the source of this 846-nucleotide messenger RNA. Its product is annotated as aldo-keto reductase. Bases 1 to 846 code for a protein of 281 amino acids. The transcript is spliced from 2 exons. Gene Ontology annotation, molecular function: oxidoreductase activity. NCBI's taxonomy places the organism in Eukaryota, Fungi, Ascomycota, Sordariomycetes, Hypocreales, Clavicipitaceae. The record is from RefSeq and is a predicted model, not a curated record.